AGGAGGAAGCAGAAGCAUUCUGGGCAUUCUGGGAUACUGGCGGACCCAACAACGCUGUUACUGUGAUGGCGACUAAUAUCGAGCAGAUUUUCAGGGAUUUUGUGAUGAACAAGAUUAAAGAAAUCGAAGAUGAAACCCAAGAAAACAGUGUUACAGAUGAGCCACAGCCUGAACCUGUGACGGAGACAAAAGAAGAUAAAAUCAAUGAAGACAAAACAAACCCACCAACAGAUAAAGUCACACAUAUUGACGUCCAAGCUGACCACGGUAAAGAGGACACCAGCACUAAACACAGGAAAAGUAAAAAGCACAAAAAACACAAGAGCAAAAAGAAGAGGAAGAAGCGUAAAGAAGGAAAAGACAGCAGCUCAGACACCGAGUCUGACAAACAGAACCAAGAAAGCGGAAAGAAAAAGAAGCGAAAGAAGAAGAAAAAGAGCAAACAUGCCGACAAAGCCAAGAGGUCAGGCUCACGAUCUGAAAGCUCUUCAGCAUCUGAUUCUGAAUCUGAAUCCGAAUCAAAACCUUCUAGUGAAAAUACAAAGUCAGCAGGUAAGACUGAGCUCAAAGACAAAUCCGCUCUUGAUAAGCCUCAGGAGCUACCCGACAUUAUUCCCAAGAUUGAGACUUCGGUCCACAAAAGCACAGAAAAAGAAAGACCCAAAGAAAAGAAAAGAAGCUCCAGCAGAGCAUCCAAAAGUAAGGAGGCCUCCAAGGGAAGAAGAAGCAGAUCUAGAUCACCCAGACGGAGAUCAGGACACAGAUCCAGAUCACGGUCUGUGAAAAGACAACGGCGAUCGAAGUCAACGUCGCGCUCUAGAAAUAACUCCAAAAAGAGUUCUCAUCAGCCGAGAGAGAGAAGCAGAUCGAGGUCAAAGAGACGCAAGGAUAGAUCCAGGUCUCGUUCUGUCAGAAGGAAACAUUCGAGAUCCAGGUCACGCUCCAGACGGACGAGAUCCAGGUCUGUUGUGAUCUUGAGAAAGAACAGAAGGUCUGCAUCUAGGUCACGCUCUUCACGGUGUAGGAGUAAAUCUCAAAGCAGAAGCAAAUCUCCAAAAUCAAGGUCUGUUUCAAAAUCCAAAGAUAGACCGAUUGACAGUGAAUCAAAGAAUCAUACUGUGGACAGUAAUAAAAGUUCUGACACAAAUAAAGAUGGAGAAAAUCCAACUGUGAACUCUGAGUGCAAUUUGUCUGACGCUGCUCCCAGUGCUGGAUUUAACACUGUUGUCUCCUCUGGUUCUUGGCGACCAAUUCCCUUGCUGGCAGAACCACCCAAGUCUUCCCAAAAGUGCCUUACACCUGAGGUGCCUUUGGAAGUGGCCAGUGUGCAUGAGGAACCCUCAACGCUCAAAACAGAUCCAGAGUGUUCAGCCAAUCCGGACAAGAAAGAACCCAACGCGAAUCCAACAACCACCACAGAGACUUCAGCCAACUCAUCGAAAUCUCCCAAUCCAAAAACCUCCUCCACAUCCAAACGAUCAGCUUCCAAAAAGAGAAAAUCUAGGUCGAAGUCUUCGGAAAGGAAAUCACACAAGUCCAGAACGAGGAGCAAACGCUCCAAAUCAAAGUCGCCCAAGAAAAAGAGGUCAAGGUCUCGUUCGCAGGGCCACAGGAAUAAAUCUCGAACUCCAGACAGAAGCAGACGCUCCAAAUCGAGAAAGCGAUCACGCUCACGUUCGAGGAGGAGAUCCCGGUCAGGUUCGAGAUGGAGGAGAGGAUUCGGAAGUCUGAGUCAGAGGGACCGAUGGAAAAGGGAGCCCAGCCGAUCUCCGGUGCUCAUUCUCCGGAAGAAAAGAUCCACAUCCAGAACUCGACGCAGCACCAGCAAGACUCCUCCACGACUUACAGAACUUGAUAAGGAUCAGUUGCUGGAAAUAGCGAAGGCUAACGCUGCUGCCAUGUGUGCCAAAGCUGGUGUGCCCAUCCCGGACAGUCUCAGGCCCAGAGCUAUUCUUCAGCUGCCAUUGCCAAACGCAAACUCCGCGUCCUUGUCUUUGCCAGUAAUGCCCAACAUGGCCAUGAAUGCUGCCGUGGCGAGUAUGACUGCCGCCACCAUGACCGCCGCUCUGUCCAGCAUCGGUGCCUUGGCCUCUUUCCCACAAUUUGCCCCGUUGCCCACCAUCGUCAACAAACCACCGUCUUCUGCCACACCAAACCUCGCCAGUAUUGAAGAGGCCAAAAAGAAAGUCACAAAGCAGGCGAACAGCUUCAGCAUUAAAGAGCUAACAGAGAGAUGCAAGAAGAUUGCUGAGAGUAAGGAAGAGAUGGCCAUCGCUAAACCACACGUGUCGGAUGAUGAGGAGGAUGAGAAACUGUUCGGAGCUUCCCUUAAGGAGAAUAAGGGCAUUGCGUUCAGUCUCGGGAACACCUCAAUAAAGCCAGGCGUCCGAACAGAAGCAGCCUUUGCUAAGGAGUUCCCGGUGUCGUCUGGCUCUCAGCACAGAAAGAAGGAGGGAGACGGAGCCUAUGGAGAAUGGGUGCCGGUGGAGAAGAAAGCAGAAAAACCAUCUGCAUCCAGUUCAUCCGCCACUGAGGAAACCAGCAAGGACAGCGACAGCGUCUUUCCUGAAGCUCCUUCUCAACCUGUGGACAUUACGCUGGCUGUCAGCGAGAGAGCCGUCGCACAGAAGAGGCUGGCAGAAAACCCCUUCGACAUCAAUGCCAUGUGUAUGCUGAACCGGGCCCAGGAGCAGGUGGACGCGUGGGCUCAAUCCAACACCAUUCCUGGCCUCUUCACAGGUUCGACAGGUGCUCAGGUGCUCUCAUCGGACGAGCUCUCCAACAGCGGCCCGCAGGCCUGGAUCAAGAAGGACCAGUUCCUGCGGGCGGCGCCGGUGUCGGGUGGAAUGGGAGAGUUCCUGAUGAGGAAGAUGGGAUGGAGAUCAGGGGAGGGUUUAGGGAAGCACAGGGAAGGAACGGUGGAGCCCAUCAUUAUUGACUUCAAGACCGACCGCAAGGGGCUUGUAGCAGAAGGGGAAAAGACACAGAAAUCUGGCAACAUUGUGGUGAUGAAGGAUCUUCUAGGGAAGCAUCCGGUGUCGGCUCUGAUGGAGAUGUGUAAUAAGAAGAAAUGGCCUCAGCCGGAGUUUGUGAUGGUCCACCACAGUGGUCCAGACCACCGCAAGAACUUCCUCUUUAAGGUGGUGGUGAACGGCAGUGAUUAUCAGCCUCAGUCUGCGAGUCCUAAUAAGAAGCAUGCGAAGGCGAUGGCGGCGACCGUGGCUCUGCAGGCCAUGGGUGAAGUGGCAGGAGACGGUGUUCAUUCAGGUCCUGUGUUUACAGCCGCCAGCAGCAGCAGCACAUGAGGACACACACACUCUCACAAACACACGCUCAUCUCUGUUGGCCACUCCAGCUUUAUUUCUGCAGCAUGAGCACAGGAAUGAUGAUGUGUGACUGACUGACUGCUUCAGUGUUUAGACUGUUCUGGACUCAUGUAAAUGCUUCAUGCAUGCUUUACAGCUGUUUUAGCUUUAUAAUCUGUUUGGUAAAGUUCAUCAUGCCCUCUUUUUUCUGUUCCUGCCUGGAUUUUUGUUGUUUAUUUUUUGUGAUGAAACAAAAUAAAUGAAAAUGUGUCACUGGAAUUAGAUCAGUAUGAUUUAAAAAAAAAAUGUUUUUUAUUAAUAUUUUUUUAAUAUCUGUUUACAUUUUAGUUAUAAACAUGUUUCGCUAGAUGCAUCCAUUUUUUUUACGAUGUCUGUAUAGUUUGAUGUCCAUGUACAUCUGUUUUAGUGUUAGUUAAUUAUGAUGAAGUUAACCUGAAUAAAAAUACUUUCUUUGGCACGUCAUUGGCAAAAA
This is a messenger RNA of Danio rerio (zebrafish), 3798 nucleotides long. The record is from RefSeq and is a predicted model, not a curated record. Lineage: Eukaryota; Metazoa; Chordata; Actinopteri; Cypriniformes; Danionidae.